Molecule: messenger RNA, 377 nt
Organism: Radiomyces spectabilis
Lineage: Eukaryota; Fungi; Mucoromycota; Mucoromycetes; Mucorales; Radiomycetaceae
Product: ATPase, V0 complex, subunit E1/e2
Exons: 3
Coding region: 92-310 (72 amino acids)
Biological process (GO): vacuolar acidification; proton transmembrane transport
Cellular component (GO): vacuolar proton-transporting V-type ATPase, V0 domain
Molecular function (GO): proton-transporting ATPase activity, rotational mechanism
Source: RefSeq, a predicted model, not a curated record
UUUUUUUUGAUACCCAAGGUUCAAUUGAAACCUACUCAGGUGGUUUCCGUCUUCGCAAAGAAAUACUUCCAAUCCUUGAAUUGACUCGGUCAUGUCUGGAUACAAUAUCAUCUGGGCUUUCAUUGCGUGCUUUGUCGUCUCGGCAGCAGCCUACGUGUUGACACCAAAGGGCAAUAACCAAACGCUGAUUCGAACCAUCAUUAUUAUGUCCAUUACUUGCUGUUACCUUAUGUGGGCUAUCACGUAUCUCGCGCAACUUCAUCCUCUUAUCAACCCGAGACGAGUGGGACUUCGGCCGCACCAUGAAUAGAAGUACGAGAUGGGUCGUCCUGUCAUAGUCGUCGUAGUUCCUUUUGUGCGUUUGCUCAUUUUCUCCU